AACGCUCUUUCUCACCAUCAUUUUUCAGUCACAAAGUUUCUCUCCAGCAGUCACCGUAGCCACCGUAUCGUCGCCAGGAGCUCGAUAUCCCCCGCACUUGCGCCGGGCAAUCUGUUACUGGAGAGUGGUUUUUGUGUAUAUUCUCUUCCCGCGAGGCAUUACCUGUCACGCGGUUUCCUCUUGUGCAGUUGUGCGGGAUUGAGCUUGGAACACCACCCAACCUCCGACAUGGAUAAAACAGGAGGCUUCCAGGAACCCCGCUACCUCGACUUCGUGCGCUCCUCGGAGCCCACCGGCGUCGAUGGCAAACCCAUGCUCAACCGCUACUCCACCCAUCUCACUCGCCAGCAUGACUUCCCCGGGGCGCAGGCCAUGCUCUUCGCCGCGGGGGUGCCCGACAGGCACGCAAUGCAGACGGCUCCUCAUGUCGGCAUCGCUAGUGUCUGGUGGGAAGGAAACCCCUGCAAUAUGCACCUGCUGGACCUGGGCAAGGAGGUCAAGAAAGCCGUCAAUGCGCGUGGAAUGCUGGGCUGGCAGUACAACACCAUCGGCGUAAGUGAUGCCAUCACCAUGGGGAACCAAGGGAUGCGAUUCAGCUUGCAAACACGUGAGAUCAUCGCGGACUCCGUCGAGACGGUGACGUGUGCCCAAGCCCAUGAUGCCAACAUCACUAUUCCCGGCUGCGACAAGAACAUGCCCGGUUGCAUCAUGGGAAUGACGAGGCACAACAGACCGAGUCUGAUGAUCUAUGGAGGGACGAUUGAUAAGGGCUACUCAGAGACGCUGCGCCGCCCAGUCAACAUUGCUACCUGUUACGAGGCCUUCGGUGCGUAUACAUUUAAUACUUUGCGCCAACCGGAUGAUGGGGGAGAUACGUCCAAGACCAAAGACGAGAUCAUGGAGGAUCUAGAAAGACAUGCUUGUCCAGGAGCCGGAGCCUGUGGCGGCAUGUACACUGCCAACACGAUGGCCACCGCAAUCGAGUCAAUGGGACUGACAUUGCCCGGGUCAAGCUCAACACCAGCGAGCUCACCAGCCAAAAUGCGCGAAUGUGCCAAAGCCGCAGACGCCAUCAAAGUCUGCUUGGAACAGGACAUCACGCCGAGGAAACUUUUGACACCCAAAUCCUUUGAGAAUGCUCUCGUCAUCACCAUGGCUCUAGGAGGAAGUACAAAUGCUGUCCUCCACUUACUUGCUAUGGCCGUCACUGCCGGUGUGGAGCUCACGCUCGAUGACUUCCAACGCGUGAGCAAUAAGAUCCCUUUCCUCGCAGACCUUGCGCCAUCAGGAAAGUUCUCGAUGGCCGAUCUGUAUGAGAUUGGAGGCGUGCCGAGUGUGCAGAAACUCCUCAUCGCCGCCGGCCUCCUCGACGGCUCUAUUCCAACAGUGACUGGCAAGACCUUGGCCGAGAAUGUGGCGAGCUGGCCUAGUCUGCCUAGCGAUCAGGUCAUUAUUAAGAGCCUGAAUAGCCCCAUCAAAGAGAGCGGCCACAUCCAGAUUCUCAGGGGCAACUUUGCGCCUGCGGGAGCGGUGGCCAAGAUCACCGGGAAAGAAGGUCUUCGCUUUACAGGGAAGGCAAUGUGUUUUGAGAAAGAGGCGGAACUAAACGAGGCGUUGAACAGGGGCGCCAUACCGCGCGGAGAGAAUCUUGUGCUGAUAGUAAGAUAUGAAGGACCUAAGGGUGGACCAGGAAUGCCAGAGCAGCUCAAGGCCAGUGCAGCCAUCAUGGGGGCAGGACUCACCAACGUCGCUCUGGUGACCGACGGACGGUACUCGGGUGCAUCACACGGAUUCAUCGUGGGCCAUGUUUGCCCAGAGGCAGCGGUUGGUGGCCCGAUUGCGUUGGUCAAGGACGGUGAUGAAGUGACGAUCGACGCCGAGACAAACACUAUCUCGAUGGAUGUCAGUGAUGAGGAGUUGGAAAGGCGCCGCAAGGAAUGGAAACCUCCGAGACCGGCGGUAACGAGAGGCACGCUGGCAAAAUAUGCCGCCCUGGUUAGUGACGCCAGUCAUGGGGCCGUUACAGAUUUGUUUUGAAAGCCGCGAGCCCGCGGAAACGUGACUAACCCGGCAAGAAAUGGGGAAUCUGGGCCGCCAGAACGUUGCGAGUCUCUCUUGACCAAGUCUGACAGAGAACAAAGACAAUCUCACACGCCUGUAGCAAAAAAUUGCUUGUUCUACCCCAUAGUCUGUGUCAUACCCCAGGAUUA
Molecule: messenger RNA, 2210 nt
Organism: Cladophialophora immunda
Lineage: Eukaryota; Fungi; Ascomycota; Eurotiomycetes; Chaetothyriales; Herpotrichiellaceae
Product: dihydroxy-acid dehydratase
Exons: 1
Coding region: 229-2037 (602 amino acids)
Biological process (GO): branched-chain amino acid biosynthetic process
Cellular component (GO): mitochondrion
Molecular function (GO): dihydroxy-acid dehydratase activity
Source: RefSeq, a predicted model, not a curated record